CCCAAUGCUGCACCGGUUGCUUGGGCUUGCUCUUGAAGUUAAUCCGCUUCGCUGCAUUCUAGCCCGAGCACUUGGGGGUCGCUACUGAUGACUGUACAACAGGCCUGCUAUACCCUCGCUACAUCACCCGACGAACACGGAUCAUCAUUCAUUUGUGGUCCAGAAGACUAGUCUUGACUGAAGAACGCUCAGUUAUUGCACUACGAUACAAAAGCAACACGUCGUCUCUGAGGAGGUAACAUCAAGCUCUCUGGGUAAAAGCUUAGCCACCAUCGUCAGAUCCGCAGAUCGAGCAAUGGGUUCGACAGAGAGGAAGAGGCGAUAUGCCCUCAUUGGCACUGGAGGUCGUGCUUCCUUUUACUAUCUCAGCAUCGCCACCACCUAUGGCACCACAGCUGAGCUGGUUGCUUUUCUGGACACCAACCAGACGCGAAUGCAGUACGCCAAUACUCGAUUAGCCCAGGUCUCACACCAUCCCCUUCCGACCUAUCUGCCGAGCGACUUCAAGCGGAUGGUAGAGGAAACGAAACCGGACGAGCUCAUCAUUACCACCAUCGAUAGUACGCAUUGCCACUACAUCCAGCUGGCACAUUCGUACGGACUCGACGUGAUUACGGAGAAGCCCAUGACGAUUGACAUUCCCUCCAUUGAAAAAAUCUUUUCCUCAGUCGAGAGUACGCAACGCCGGGUUCGCGUCACAUUCAACUACCGCUACGCUCCCCACAACACCGCCGUCUGGCAAACCUUACAAUCCGGCGCCAUCGGAUCCAUCCACGCCAUCCACUUCGAAUGGAUGCUCAACACCUCUCACGGAGCAGACUACUUCCGCCGCUGGCACCGCGACCGCGCCAACAGCGGAACCUUGCUCGUCCACAAAUCCACGCACCAUUUCGAUCUCAUCAACUACUGGCUCCAAUCUCGCCCUCAAACUGUCUUUGCCAUGGGAUCUCUCCAAUUCUACGGCCAAUCCAACGCUGCCAAACGCGGCAUCACAAAUUUUUACACUCGCGCGCACGGCGCAGAAUUCGCUCAACAGGAUCCUUUUGCUUUGGAUUUGUCGGCAAAUCCUACACUCAAAGCACUCUAUCUCGACGCGGAGCACGAAGAUGGAUAUUUUCGCGAUCAGAGCGUGUUUGGCCAAGGGAUCAAUAUCGACGAUACCAUGAGUGUUCUCGUGCGCUAUCGCAAUGGUGCACAAUUGACGUAUAGUCUCACCGCGUAUUCCCCCCUCGAAGGAUUUCGCGUGAGUUUUACGGGGAGUAAAGGUCGGUUGGAUUUGGAGGUGAUUGAAAGGAGUUAUAUUAAUUCUGGUGGCGAGCAAAGUUUGGAAGGAGCUUUGGAGUCGAGAUCGUUGAUUUUACGGCCGCAGUUUGGGAAACCCGAGGCUAUAGUUAUCCCUGAGGCUGCGGGGGGUCAUGGAGGUGGUGAUCCGGAGUUGUUGAAUGAUAUUUUUGGGACUCCGGGUGAGGAUGUGUAUCGGAGGCGUGCGUCGCAUGUGGAGGGGGCGUUGUCGAUUUUGACGGGUAUUGCGGCGACGAAGUCGAUUGAGACGGGUUUGCCUGUGGAUGUGGAUAGUUUGAUAGAGGUGUAG
Sphaerulina musiva SO2202 is the source of this 1591-nucleotide messenger RNA. Its product is annotated as NAD(P)-binding protein. The record is from RefSeq and is a predicted model, not a curated record. The transcript has a single exon. Lineage: Eukaryota; Fungi; Ascomycota; Dothideomycetes; Mycosphaerellales; Mycosphaerellaceae. The coding region runs from base 296 to 1591 and encodes 431 amino acids. Gene Ontology annotation, molecular function: nucleotide binding.